UAGACAUUUCAUAAAUUGAGUGAAGUUUUUGCAUCGCUUUUGAGCUGCCAAGUGAAAAGAUCUUGAUUAAUACUUAUCUAUUCCAGUUUUAUAUUUGGCACUAAAUUUUUCAAAAAUGCUUGCAUUGACAAGGAAUUUAACCAGACUCCAAACAGUUGCUCCAGCUGUUGUUGGUUGCCGCGGAAAACAUGAUUUACCAAAACUUCCAUAUGAAUAUAGUGCUUUGGAACCUAUCAUCUCUCGUGAAAUAAUGGAGUUACAUCACUCAAAACAUCAUCAAACCUAUGUAACAAAUUUGAAUGCUGCUGAAGAACAAUUAGGUGAUGCUGUUCAAAAACAGGAUGUUAAUAAAAUUAUUAGUUUACAAGGCGCUCUCAGAUUUAAUGGUGGUGGUCAUUUGAAUCAUUCAAUCUUUUGGAAGAAUUUAACAAGUGAAAAAACUACACCAUCAGCUGAUUUAAAACAAGCAAUCAAUGAUAGAUUUGGUGAUUUUGAAAAAUUUAAGAAAGAAUUAUCAACAAUUACUGUUGCUAUUCAGGGUUCAGGAUGGGGAUGGUUGGGUUAUAAUAAAAAAACUGGUAAAUUAGAUUUAGCAACAUGUGCAAAUCAAGAUCCACUCGAAGCUACGACUGGAUUAGUACCAUUACUUGGUAUUGAUGUUUGGGAGCACGCUUAUUAUUUGCAAUAUAAAAAUGUAAGACCAAAAUAUGUUGAAGCAAUUUUCGAAAUUGUUAAUUGGAAAGAUGUCAGUGAGAGAUUUGCUAAAGCAAAAUAGAUUUAAUUUUGUAUGUAUUUUCUGUUCUAAUUCUAGAAGAAAAAGAAAAUUAUAAUAAUAAAAUUGCAUACACUUUUUUGCUUA
This is a messenger RNA of Condylostylus longicornis, 859 nucleotides long. It is a transcript of the gene Sod2, whose product is annotated as superoxide dismutase [Mn], mitochondrial. The transcript is spliced from 4 exons. The record is from RefSeq and is a predicted model, not a curated record. Gene Ontology annotation, molecular function: metal ion binding; superoxide dismutase activity. Bases 116 to 775 code for a protein of 219 amino acids. Gene Ontology annotation, cellular component: mitochondrion. Gene Ontology annotation, biological process: superoxide metabolic process. NCBI's taxonomy places the organism in Eukaryota, Metazoa, Arthropoda, Insecta, Diptera, Dolichopodidae.